Onychostoma macrolepis is the source of this 2604-nucleotide messenger RNA. It is a transcript of the gene lacc1, whose product is annotated as laccase (multicopper oxidoreductase) domain containing 1. Lineage: Eukaryota; Metazoa; Chordata; Actinopteri; Cypriniformes; Cyprinidae. Bases 456 to 1739 code for a protein of 427 amino acids. The transcript has 5 exons. Gene Ontology annotation, molecular function: copper ion binding. The record is from RefSeq and is a predicted model, not a curated record.
GUAUAGCAUAGCAGGAAUUGCCCUCAUGACAACAAAGCAAGGUUCACUGACAGUGUCAGUCCAGUCUCAGAACAAGCCUCUUUAAUGGGGAAGUACAUUGUCUGUUACAUGUCUGCAAAACAGCUAGCGGCCUAAAUGAAAAAUCAGCAAACUGUAUGCAACCCACUGGAAAUUCUGUGUCAGAGCAAUCACAUGCGGUUAUAUGUUGCAUGUCUGCACCUGAAAGUACACAGCACAUGCGAGGCGCUCGUCCGGUGAGGAGUUUCCACUGAGGGCGGCGCUACGCUCUUUUCAGGAAGUGCUGGGACAGAGGAAAUUUUGCUUUCGUGGUAAAUAAAACAAAGUUCCUCGUUUGUGACAUUUAUAACCAGGUGUGGUAUGUUUGCACGUCCACAUAACCUCUGUCCCAGCAAAACAAACGCGUCUUGCGCGUGAUGAUCCGUUAACAAUCAGAGAUGGCUGCAGUAACUCUCGUGGAUCUUACACACGUCCGCUCUUCACAACACGACAUUUGUGUGAAAAAGCGUAUCAGCGAGUUCUGUGCAUUGACCGGGAAUGGCUCACAAGAGCCAGUCUUCUUCAUAGCGGAUCCAGAGAGCUCCGUGGGGACGGAUAGAUUUCCUAGAAGCUCUAUUCAGGAGAUGUUUAUCGGUUUCAUCAAUUCCCCACAGGUCCUGUGCAAGAUCUCGCUUUCAGCCGCAUUAUACUCAUUCAAACAGGCUAUAGACAAAGAGGACAUUAGUAAAGUGAAGAUCGUGACUUCGAGCCGCGGGAGAGGAUUGUUUCAGGUCUACCAGGAGCUCCUUUUCACUUCUGCGUAUGAUUUUGAGUACAGUAUCAUGUUUGACAAUCUGUCCUGUGAGUGCUGUCCCUCGAGUCAGUGCACAGACAGCAGCGCCGCUCGGGCAGCUGACGCUAAACGUGAGCUCAGCACGUUUCUGCAGCACCUACCAGCGCUCAAAGGAGACAUUGCAAUUCUCAGAUCUUCUUUAAUUUCAGACUGCUUCGGUCAUGGGUUCUCCACUCGUACCGGAGGUAUAUCCUACAUCAGCACUUUGAGCUCACUCAACCUCUUCUGUAACCCGCGGCGUAAAGACUCCAGAGCCGUGGUGACUGAGAACCUCCGGCGGCUCGGCCUGCAGGCUGGAUUUCACCCUCAACAGUUCAACCUCAUAAAGUGUAAUCAUGCCAGUGAUGUGUGGGUGAUGGGCAAACCCGCCCCCAAAAGUUACGACGGAAUGGUGACCAAUCAGUUGGGAGUUGUCAUAGCAGCACCAGGGGCCGACUGCAUGCCGCUGCUCUUCACUGACCCCGUAGCAAAGGUCAUUGGAGUGGCACAUGCAGGCUGGAAGGGGAGCCUCAUGGGAAUUGCAAUGGCAACGGUGAAUGCCAUGGUGUCAGAGUUUGGCAGCAGGCCUGCAGACAUUGUGUGUGUGAUCGGGCCUUCUGUUGGGCCGUGCUGCUUUACUAUGGAGCAAGAUUCGGCCCGAGAGUUUCACGCCAUACACCCAGACUGUGUUAGACAUAUGGACUCAUCUAGACCUUAUGUCGACAUCAGACUCGCAACCAGAAUUCUGCUGGCCAGAGGUGGAAUUAAACCCGAACACAUCGAGGACAUCAGGAUCCCACACCAAUCUGAGUCUACACUCUGCACCUCCUGCCAUCCUGAACUAUUCUUCUCCCAUGUGAGAGAUGGACUCAACUUUGGGACACAAAUUGGCUUUGUGUGGAUCAAAUAAUCACCAAGCUCUGACUGAAUGUGCAGAAACAUUACAUAUACAUGAAUUCAUUCAUGAGGAAGAAUCUAAAUGACAGUACAUACAUAUAUUAAUAUAAUAAAUGAAUCAGUAUGGAAUGAUCUCACAUAUAUGUGUCUGUAUAUAUAUAUAUAUGUUAUAUAUAUAUGGCACUGAAAUAAAAUGUGUCAUUUGGUUAGUUCACAAAUGUCACACCACAGGACUAAAGAAGUAGCUUCACAUACAUACAAAAAAUACACUUGUAAUUAAUAGUAGGAGCUAGAACAUUUUUCAAGACGCAGCAUUUUCAAGAUUUUGUCACUCUUCAGGAGAAUUAAUUGUGACAGUUGUAUAGACUAUGUAAUAUAAAUUUUAUAUAUUUAAAUAGUAUUGUAUAAAAUGUUAAAACUAUGAAUUAUAAUAGAUCAUUUAAUGUUUUUGACCAAAUCUGUGGUGUGUGUGGUCCAGACGAUUAAUAAAAAGAUGAAAAAAGUAUGAGCCAUUUUCAACAAUGUCAACAACACACUGGAAGAAAUAAAGAAACCUUGCUAAAAUACAUAAUUCAGGAACUUUCUGUUAAUAAUCAUCAGUAUGAGAGUGAUUUGUGUUUUUUUUUUGUUUGUUUUUUUUUUAAAUUACACAAUCUAUUUUUAAUGAACUAUUUUUGAGAGGUUGAAAUAGACUGUGAAUGUACACUAGAGGGAGCUCAUUAGCUAAUCGUGUUAGCGUGACCAUUCACAUAUUACAAGUAGGCUACUAAGUACUACGUACUAUGUUAUAAGUACUUAGUAACUGCACUAACCAAAAUCAUAUGACAGAGAAAACAGCCACUUAUUUUAUGUCAUGUCAAGCCUAAAAUGUCAAGCUU